Messenger RNA from Melanaphis sacchari, 1005 nucleotides. Its product is annotated as protein takeout-like. Lineage: Eukaryota; Metazoa; Arthropoda; Insecta; Hemiptera; Aphididae. The record is from RefSeq and is a predicted model, not a curated record. The coding region runs from base 198 to 980 and encodes 260 amino acids. The transcript is spliced from 7 exons.
CAUAAGGUCAAGACGUGCACGCCGAUAAUGACAGACACAUGCAUACGGCUGUUGAUCGCUGUCGACGGUUGAGCAUCAGUAGAUCCAAGUUUGUCGUCGAAUUACUCUUUUAAAUAUAAUUUUUAAACUGCGUGAACGAAAACCGCUGCGACGUCGGCCCAACAAACAUCUAUACGUAUAUUGUAAUAUUUACCAUCAUGACUACGAUGAGACGUGAUACCACGCUGGUCAUUCUGUGCUGUAUAGUGUACACGAUUUUCAAAACGACAUUAUCCGCAGCAUCCGUUGUAAAAUUACCCAAGGGAUUCAUAACGUGCAAAAAAGAUGACCCCGGCGUCAACACGUGCAUUCAACAAGCCCUGCAAUCAGCGGUGCCACAUUUAGUCAAAGGAGUACCGAGUUUGGGACUAAUACCAAUUGAUCCUUUAAUAAUAUCGCAUAUGGAUAUAAACCAAGGUACAUCUAAUGGUCCUUUAGACAUCAAACUAAGCUUCAAGGAUCUUUAUAUACAUAAUAUUGGUUCUAUUAAGUUAACAUCAAUGAAAUCAAGUAUAACUAAUUAUACAUUUAAUCUCAAAGCCGAUUUUGAUGAACCACUUGUACUCGAAGGCAUGUAUAAUAUACAAGGAAAAAUUAUCAUUCUACCAAUAAUAGGUGAAGGAAGAAGUAAUUUAACCUUAGCUGGGUUGAAAGUAUCAAUUAACACAAUUGGUAAACCAGUUACAAGAAGAGGUGAUGAAUAUAUGGAAAUAGAAUCUAUGGAAUUAAAAUUUAGUACAUCAAGACUUUAUAUACAGCUAGAAAAUUUAUUUAAUGGAGAUCAAGUAUUAGGAAAUAACAUGAAUAUGUUCAUGAAUCAAAAUUGGAGAGACAUUUUAAAAGACCUUCAACCUGCAUUUGAAUCAGCUUUAGGAAUGGCAUUUCAGUCAAUCACUCGUCAGUUUUUCCACAAAAUACCAUAUAGUAAAAUAUUCAACUAAAUGAAAUACUGUUCUAUUUUUAAAU